AAUUCGAUACUUGUACUUCUGCUCGUGUUGUCUAUUCAUUCAAGUAUUCUACCGUUUCAGGUAUUAAAAACAGGUUUCGCGUAUUUGAAUAUGUUACAACAAAUGACGGGAUAAAAUGGAAUCCUAGAAAAAGUGUAACGUGUUUUUAAAAAUUGUAUAUAUAAAGAAUGAAAUAUACCUACGUAUAUUGUAUACAAUUUUUAUGUUAAAAAUUGAUGUCAGAAAUUGUGAAUUUCAACCGUAAUCAGAAUUGCUUUUUAAUUUGAACAAUUAAAAUUAGAAAACGUCAAUCGUGAAACUAUAAAAAAAUGUGAAAUAAAAUCGAAUCAUGAUAUAGUAAGUAUGAAUAUGGAAGUAAAAUUGCCUUUCGAAACUCUAAUUUCGAAAACUCUAAGUAGAAGAAUCAGCAACAAUUCAUACGGUUUACAAUUUCUAGUCGUAUCAUCAUUAUAUAUGUACACGUUUUCGUAAAAGAUGAUGUCGGCUUAUAUAAUCGAUAUACGAAUAUACAUGUAUAAUGGAUGUAAUGAAAAUAUGAAUUUAUAUAAAUAUGCGCAAUCUAUUUAUUGCGUUAAUUCUUAUUUUUAUUUGUAGUACUCUUCGAAUAAUGUAAAACACAACCAAAAAUUGACCUUCAGCACUUAGUAUUAAAAAAUAGCAAUUCCAUCCAUGAGAUUAUUUGCAAUUUUUGAAUACCCCAUUAAUCCCUUCCUGGAAAAGUUCCCCCAUCGUUGUCACGAAAAUUGAGUAUUUUAUUUUAUGCUGAUAAAGCGAAGAUCCAAACCAAGCGAAUUUUUAUCUCCACAUGAUAAUAAAAUUUACUUAAAAAUCCAUCAUGCUAUUGUAUUCAUUUAGUGUAAUAGAAUAAUAGCACACAAAUGUAGCUUAGAAAGAGUCUUGAAAUAUUUGAGUCCUGAAUGGCUGAAUUAAUCCAACCUACAUUAUUCGAGAAAUAUACAUUUUUCUAUACUUCCAAUUCAAUCCCGAUAUAUCGCACGAAUUAUUCUCCUUGCGUAUACACCAUCCACUACGUCACACGACAUCUUUUGAACUGUCGACAACUUUUAAACGUAUUCAGUAACUGCUUCAACAAGUGGUACAGAAACUGACUAGACAAAUCGAUCGGCAUGUACAAUUUAUAAUUCUGAGAAAGCUGCGCAAGCGUUAAGAAAUCCUGGUUCACUGGCACACGCGGUGCAGGCUAUUCUCGAUUCAGUUGUUUUUACAGCGUCGAUGAGUAGCCACCAUGACGAAUAAAACUGUGACUAUAAAGAUCGACUUUGAUGGCCGUAGCGACUACAGUCUUCAAUUAAAUCGCUGGUUCUUAAAACCGAUCGGUGCGUGGCCUUCUUUUCCCUCUACUUCGAGACUCGAAAGAAUCAUGUCCUUCGUUUUAAUCGUCAUCUGCUACGUCAUUUUAAUCUGCACUAUAAUCCCCUGUUUACUCCACAUAAUCCUGGAAAAUGAAAGUUUUCGUAUUAAACUAAGGCUGAUUGGACCUGUGAGUUAUUUGUGCGUCGGUAGCAUCAAUUAUACUACUCUGUUAUUACGAGGUAAAGAUAUACGAUAUUGCGUCGAGCAUAUGCAAGCAGACUGGAGAACAGUGAAGAGGGAAAAGGAUCAACAAGUGAUGCUGAAGAGCGCAAAAUUUGGUCGCUAUGUGACGGCUUCAACAGCGGCCUUCAUGCAAGGUGGUGUUUUUUGUUAUUGUUUCAUGACAGCGUUGAGCACAGAGGUAAUCCAAGUAGGUAAUGAAACGAGGAUCGUGCACCAGUUGCCAUAUGUGAUAUACAAAGAACUGAUAGAUAUCAAUGAAAGUCCUACGAAUGAGAUUAUUCUCUUUAUGCAAUUUUUAACUGGGUUCAUCGUAAGUUCUAGUACACUAGGGAUUCUCAGUAUAACGGUUGUUCUAAUUGCUCACGCGUGUGGCCAGUUGAAUGUUGUUAUGACAUGGAUCACAGAAUUUGUAAAUGAAUCGAGGAAAGAGAAAAUAGCUCCAUUUGAGAACAUAGGAAUUAUCGUGGAACGUCAUCUGAGAACACUGAGGUAUUCUGUUUUAUAUCGUUCUUAUAUGUUCUUGUUUGUAUUUCUGGAAUGGUCUGAUAGUGAUAUUCAAAUUUUGACCACCUAUUCCAUGCUUCUGGCUUCAAUCUGUUUCAACAUUUUUGUAAUAUGUUAUAUCGGUGAAACAUUGACAGAACAGAGCAAAAAAGUUGGUGACGUGGUGUAUAUGGCAAAUUGGUACUACUUAACCGAAAAGAGAAUCCUUGAGUUGAUUUUAAUCAUUAUGCGGUCGAGUGUGGUCGUUGAAAUCACCGCAGGGAAGAUAAUUCAUAUGUCCAUUCAAACGUUCAGUACUGUAAGCCUGCUUGAUAUUUCCGUUUAUGCUGGAACGCCAUCUAUCUGAAUUUAUUAAAGAGUUAAAAUAUAAAAUUUGGCUGUUGAUGAUCUCUUAUUUGAAUGAUAGAAAUUUGCGUUCCUAUAAGUAAAGUCAGACGAUGGAAGUUCGUUUAAUCAGACUACUGUACACAUUAUCUACAUAUUUAUCCUCAUGAAAUCAUUGUUAUUUCAGGUUAUAAAAACUGCUUUCACGUAUCUGAACCUGUUGCGUCAAGUGACGUAAUAAAAUAUAAUCUUAAAGUAUAGUUUAUACUGCACAAGUUUUUACGAUUUUAAGUAUAGAUACUGGCAAUAAUAUUGUUGAAAAUAUUGUUUGUAUUCGUGUAACUUUUAUGCAUGAUAUAUUUCUUAUACACCUUUUGCUAAGAUAUACUGAAAGAUAACCUCAACUUGUAUCACGAAACAAAUGUCUAUUCUAACUGUAGGAAAAAGAAUUGGAAUAUUAAACAAAUAAAACAAAACAUAUAUGAUUUUCCAUUAUUUAGAAUAAGUAAAUCACGGUACAUACAUAUGCAUAGAUACUGUAUUCAUUUUCUGACCAUCCAAUCUGUUCAUUUUACCUGACCAUCUUCGAAAGUGGAUAUCAAUUCUCCGCCGAUUAUUG
Messenger RNA from Bombus pyrosoma, 3004 nucleotides. Its product is annotated as odorant receptor 4-like. Gene Ontology annotation, biological process: sensory perception of smell; detection of chemical stimulus involved in sensory perception of smell. Gene Ontology annotation, cellular component: plasma membrane. NCBI's taxonomy places the organism in Eukaryota, Metazoa, Arthropoda, Insecta, Hymenoptera, Apidae. Bases 1247 to 2407 code for a protein of 386 amino acids. The record is from RefSeq and is a predicted model, not a curated record. The transcript has 3 exons. Gene Ontology annotation, molecular function: olfactory receptor activity; odorant binding.